Erpetoichthys calabaricus (reedfish) is the source of this 5225-nucleotide messenger RNA. It is a transcript of the gene fgd1, whose product is annotated as FYVE, RhoGEF and PH domain containing 1. The record is from RefSeq and is a predicted model, not a curated record. Gene Ontology annotation, molecular function: metal ion binding; guanyl-nucleotide exchange factor activity. Gene Ontology annotation, biological process: cytoskeleton organization; filopodium assembly. Lineage: Eukaryota; Metazoa; Chordata; Cladistia; Polypteriformes; Polypteridae. Bases 1125 to 4040 code for a protein of 971 amino acids. Gene Ontology annotation, cellular component: cytoplasm. The transcript has 18 exons.
UGGAGGAAGGGGGAGAGUUUCGGAUGUCGAUUGGCUUUUCUAACUCCCUGUCUCGGCUCAGCAGCUGGAGAAAUCCAGGAACGCAGCCUGGUCUUCUGCAGCCCCCUCCGGACGAAGGAAACAAACAUUUACUGGACUUUGAAAGAAAGUUGGCUGUCGGCACAGCUAAAGUCGGCCCGGCCAGCGUGGGCGCUUCUCUUGGCUUCGAGAGGGAGAAAAGGAAAAAUCCGUUUUUUUUCCCUUUCUCUCGCGCUCUUCUGGUCCAGAAAACAAACCGGAGAUGUCUACUAGAAGAUUUGCUGUUUGGUCUGCUUUGAAUCUGGCGACUAAAGGCUGAGUUUGCAUAUUUUUGGAUCGCAUUGGGAAAGAGGGAGGAAAAAAUCUGGAGACUGUAGCCAGUUUUUGAAAUAAAGAGUUGCACACGUAUAGUUGCAAAGCGAACCACCAAAAUCAGAACAGAGACCAUGGAAUAAAAAGACUGCAGUAUUCUUCUAUUUACUUACCUAUAUUCAUUACUUAUAAAAAACUGAUCAAAGGAGCAAACACAAUGUUCAACUUUGGAUAAAAAAUUGUAAUUUCCAAAGGACACAAAGGACUUAACGUACGAUUUCAUCAACAGAAGAUUUUUUAAAUCAACUUCAUGAGUUGAAACAAACAUUUUACAUAUACAAAGAAACCAUCGUGAGUUUAGGAAGAUGUUACCUGGCUAUUUACGUUUCAUUUCAGAUGCACGCGGUAGAUGAAUUUUUGUAACGGAAACCGCAGUUCCUGGAUUCUUCGUUUUCUUCCGUCAAACCGUUAUGCAUCGGUGAAACAACGGCAAUCUGGAUACUUUCUUUGUGAGGAAUUAUGGUUCUACUCGAAUCUACGCUAAAACGGCGAAUCAAAAGGGGGUGUCAUUUUAGUUCUUCUUUACAAUUUUUUUGAUGGCGGUAUUUGGAUUGUGGGUUACCCUGGACGGAGCACACACUUUUUGGGCAGCCGGAGAGUACAGCAGCCGUGGCCGAGAUAAUUUACAAAAGCAUUGGAGAGAAGCCGCCACUGCCGCCUGCGCCCGUCAGAGCGGCGCUAGAUCACCGGAGUCUUAGCCUGCCCCCCGCAUCGUACCACGUCCUUACUCAGGAAUGCAUCUGAACCGACCAAAGAGCGCCUUCAUCAACUGCUCUCCUCCCGUGUCUCCCACUGACCAGGCUGGAUCCUACUCCCAUCAGUUCAAAACCAUGCGCUUCUCUUACCACAUCCGAGGGGGUAUGCCGAGCCCCCAGCAGUCGCUACGCAGGUCAGGCUCUACCUCCAGCCCAAGGGUUCUAACCAAGAGCCUUUCCCUGGAGCCAGGCCCCUGUGCAGGAGGAAGGGAAACCCCACAUCGCCUGUGCUCGGACCCCGGACCCUUCAGCCCCGAGGACUGUAACGGGACAAGUGAGAAGCCAGCGCCAAAGCCGAAACCGCUGCCUUCAGGACCCAAGCCACAGGUACCCCCGAAGCCAGCACAUCUGCAAAGUGGAAAUCGGCCAAGAGGCAACGAGCAGCACAUCCCCCCACCUCCGUCACGACCCCUGCCUGCAGACCCACGAGGGGGACGGGGUACCCUUUCCCGGCUGGACUCUGCGCCUGCACCCUCCUGUGUGCUGUCACUCAUUGAAAAGUUUGAAAGAGAGCAGAUCAUCCUGGUCCCGGACAGCAGCGGCCUCUUACCAUGUCAUCCACGAGUUCCCGAUCCCAGUCUGGAUGUGAGUUCCACGACAGAAAGUACUCCCAUCAACCCUUCAGACUGCCAAGCUGUGCAAGGUAGUGAAACAGAAGUCAUCUCUGCCUCUGCAGAUGUUCCAGAUUCGGUCAUCCAUCAGCCCCCUAAUUCCAAGAGACGCCUGUCAGCUGAAUCGGGUUAUAGCACGGCUGACAAGCUUUCGGACGCGCUGGAGAUGAAGGACUUGUUGGCGGACCAAUCUGGAUACUCUACGGACUGCUCGGAACGGCUGAGUCUACCCUCAGGGGGCCUUCUGCCUCAGACGGACAGUAAACUGGCCAACAGGGACAGUGGCAUCGACAGCAUCAGCUCGCCGUCGCACAGUGAGGAGCUGUGCUUCGCAGGAGAGGAGGACAGAGAGAGGGAGCGGGCAGCCACUCCUUUACAGAGCCUUCCAUCGGUCAGUGCUGUGGGACGUGGGCGUCCGUCAAACAGUGUCAGGGACAGGGAGCAUGAUUCUGAGGGGGACAGCGAUCUGGAAGAAGGCAGCGGAGAUGAAAGCGAAGCAACUCUGCCACCCAAAGCCGAGAGGCAGGACUCCAUUGAGUUGUCCGCUCAGCAGAAAGUGUUCAACAUUGCUAAUGAGCUGCUCCUGACAGAGAAGGCCUAUGUGGCUCGGCUCCACCUGCUGGACAAGGUGUUCUGUGCCCAGCUGAUGGAGGAGGCUCGAACUCGCAAUUCUUUCCCUGCUGAUGUUGUGAUGGGAAUCUUUUCCAACAUUUGUUCAAUCUACUGUUUCCAUCAACAGUUCUUGUUGCCAGAGCUGGAGAAGCGCAUGCAGGACUGGGAGUCAAAUCCCCGAAUUGGAGACAUUCUUCAGAAGUUGGCACCUUUCUUGAAAAUGUAUGGCGAGUAUGUGAAAAAUUUUGACCGUGCCAUGGAGCUUGUCAACUCCUGGAUAGAAAGAUCGUCACAAUUCAAAGCCAUCAUUCACAAUAUCCAGAGGGAAGCCGUUUGUGGAAAUCUAACCUUGCAGCAUCACAUGUUGGAGCCCGUGCAGAGGAUUCCACGCUAUGAAAUGCUUCUCAAGGACUACCUGAACAAGCUUCCAUCUGACUCCCCUGAUGUGAAGGAUGCUGAAAAGUCCCUGGAGCUGAUCGCAACUGCCGCUGAACAUUCCAAUGCAGCCAUUCAUAAAAUGGAGCGUAUGCACAAGCUUCUCAAAGUCUAUGAGCUACUUGGUGGAGAAGAAGACAUUGUGAAUCCCACUAAUGAGCUAAUUAAAGAAGGACACAUCUUGAAACUCUCUGCCAAGAAUGGGACUACACAGGACCGCUAUCUCAUACUGUUCAAUGACAGGCUACUGUACUGUGUUCCCAAGUUACGUCUAAUUGGUCAGAAAUUUGGUGUGCGUGCCAGGAUUGAUGUGGCAGGAAUGGAGGUUAAAGAGACAGGCAGUGCAAAUUCCUCAAAGACGUUCAUAGUGUCUGGAAAACAAAGGUCCUUGGAACUGCAGACGGGAACUGAAGAGGAGAAGAGGGACUGGAUUCAGGCUAUCCAAGCUACUAUUCAGAUGCACGUCCAGACUUUGGAAACUCUGAAAGUUCUCAACAGCUCCUUAAGAGAAGAAGACUACACUCCACCCAACUCGCCUAACACAGACCUGGGUAAAAGAGCUCCGACCCCCAUUAGAGAAAAGGAAGUGACGCUGUGUAUGAAAUGCCAAGAAUCCUUUAACUCCAUUACAAAGAGGAGGCACCACUGCAAGGCCUGUGGAUAUGUGGUUUGUGGGAAGUGCUCAGAGUUCCGGGCUCGCCUGCUCUAUGACAACAAUCGCCCUAAUCGGGUGUGCAUUGAUUGUUAUACAAUGCUACAUGGUGCCCCACCUAGCCCUGGCUGUCCUGGACAAGCCCCUCAACGGCGCAAGUCAAUUCUGGAGAAACAGGCCUCAGUGGUAGCCGAGAACAGUGUUUUGUGCAGCUACAUGCACUACAUGGAAAAGGGCAGUGGCAAAGGCUGGCAGAAAGCCUGGUUUGUUAUUCCAGAAAACGAGCCUCUUGUCCUGUACGUCUAUGGUGCCCCCCAGGACGUGAAAGCCCAGCGUAGCGUACCACUCAUCGGAUUUGAGGUAGCGUUGCCCGAUUCUUCAGACAGGCUGGACCGGCGUGGUGCCUUCAAGAUAAGCCAAAGUCACCUGACGCUGUACUUCAGUGCUGAGAGUGAGGGAUUACAGCAUCGCUGGAUGGAAGUGUUGUCCAGAGCUGGUCGAGGAGAAGAGUUUUCAGGACAUGCAUCCAUCUUGGAGGCGGAAGAAGAAGGGUUAGAGGCCGCAUCUGUAGAGGAGAAUACGUGAUCGCCCUGCACCUUGUUUCCAUGUACCUGUCAGGAAGCACAUGGUGGUGAAGGGGCUGGGAACUGCUAACCUCCGACAAAGCACAUGAAAAGGAAUUCGGUUCAAAUCGGUGAUCUAGAAACAGAGGGUCCAGUUUUCCUGUAAGCUAAAUGUCUGUGUAUGUUCUGCCUGUUUCCAACGAACAACUCAAAAGAUCUACCAGAAAUGAUUUGCAUGGGAGUGAGUAGACAGCCACAAAUUCUUCUGCUUUGGACCUCAUCACUCCUCUCUCAAAGGUGCAGCUGGCCUUUCUACCUCCUACAGUAAAUGCACAGUGACUAGUGAUCCUCCGCCAUCCUGUCUUGGCCUUCCAGACCUCAUGGACUCUCGUAAUUCACAGUCCAAUCCAUUCAGUCCAGUGAUGCUUCAUGGGGACAAUGAAACUAAGAAUUGGCCAUGUAAGCACUGCAGGAAAAUCCUCAAGGAGCCUGAUGCAGUCUUUGGCCUCGGCAUCUGUAGGUACUCUUAUCGUGCACAGCCAUUGAUCUUCAUCAUAUCCACAGGAAUACAGAGGUUUCUCUGGAUGGGCAUGAAAGAGGUCGGCAUGUGUUCCGGCUGCCCCCUCACACCGGCCGCUCUAGAUAUCUGGAAUCCAGAUGGCAUACUUUGAAAUUCAGGUACAUGGAAAUGCAGGUGGACAUUCAGAAACUCAAAUGGAAUUUCAUUUUGAACAUCCAGAGAUCCCGUCACCCAGCCUUCCAUGGUCACCCAGGGUAUUACUAUCCCAUUACCUUCUGUUUCUUGCAGAACUUUGUUAUUUUUUGUAAAUAAAGACAACAGUGGGGGUUCCAUCAUCUCUCCUGAACGAAACAAGCUGUGGUGGAGCUUGAGAGGCACAACUCCCAUGAGUCUGCUGGAGUGUCCAUUGGAGUGUCCACUCUGCCACGCCGAUCCUUGGUCGAGCCUCCCAGUGCGGCCACUGGGCCAAGUAGAAAACUCAAACUCAGUAAGGGGGGGUUUGGGGGGGUGGCAGUGGACAAAAGCCAGCUGACUUCUUUCAAAACAUACUUUCUAUCUGAAAGGAGGGAUACUCUUUUGCACUUUUUUUGUUUUUUCAAUCAGGAGUUCUUUGUUUACUUGUACAACAUAUUUAAUUUUAUUUUGACAAAGCCAUCUCCAAUUGCAGCAUUCUGAUUAACGGAAUCG